Messenger RNA from Impatiens glandulifera, 1342 nucleotides. RefSeq names its product E3 ubiquitin-protein ligase PRT1-like. NCBI's taxonomy places the organism in Eukaryota, Viridiplantae, Streptophyta, Magnoliopsida, Ericales, Balsaminaceae. Gene Ontology annotation, biological process: proteasome-mediated ubiquitin-dependent protein catabolic process. The record is from RefSeq and is a predicted model, not a curated record. Gene Ontology annotation, molecular function: ubiquitin protein ligase activity; zinc ion binding.
UUCUACUCAAUUGUGAUAGACGAGAUUCUUCAUAUAUAUAUAUAUAUAUAUAUAUAUUCCUCAUCAUCAUCCACUCAUUUCAUUUCCAUUUCCUGUUUCAAUCCCAUCACUUUUUCGCUAUCAUUUGACCAUUUUUCUCUGUAACGUUUCUUCUUUUCCAACCCCACUAAUAAAUCCAUAGUCUUGUUGCUUCUCUCUCUCCCUCUCUCUUUCAAUCAACCAAUCUAUCUGAGAUACUCAGAAGCUUGAUCAAUGGAAACCCUAUCGACGGGUGAAGCUAAUUUGGAGCAAAUUUCUGAGGAAUUUUACUGUUGCAUAUGCCUAGAUCUUCUCUUCAAGCCUGUUGUACUGGCUUGUGGCCACAUGUCUUGCUUCUGGUGUGUCCACCAAUCCAUGAAUGGGCUACAAGAGUCUCAGUGUCCCAUAUGUAAGAAUCAAUAUCAUUACUUUCCCGCCAUCUGUGAGGUUCUUCACUUUUUGCUUGUCAAAGCUUAUCCAGAAACUUAUAAGAGAAGGGAAUCUCAGAUUUUAGUCGAGGAAGAAGUUAAAGGUUGUUCUUAUCCUAGUUUCUAUCCUGGCCAACAUGCAUCUCUGAUUGGUGAAAAUCUGAAUGACAAGGUUGAUAAUAAGAAUACGCUGCUGAAUAGAACAUUUGGCAUUGUUAGAGGAGGCAUAAAUGCCGUAGACAUGAAACAAAGCAAUUUAUCUGAAACAAAUCAAAAGAUUACUGUGAAUGAUGUGUUGUGUGCUGCAUGCAAUCAACUGCUAUUUCAUCCUGCUGUCCUUAAUUGUGGCCAUGUAUUCUGCACAAAUUGCAUUGCACCAUCCAAUGAGACAGUUGGAGCAGUUUGUCAUGUUUGUCAAAGGAUAGAUCCCAGGGGAUUCCCAAAAGUAUGUUUGGCCUUUGAUAAUUUCUUGGUGGAACACUUCCCAAAGGAAUAUGAAACCAGGAAACAUGCGGUUCUACUCAAACAAGCACAAAUGCAGCAUGAGAAUCCAGUGACAUGCUCCACCACACCCGUUGAAAACGGCGUUCAGCUCUCAUCACCUAAGGAAGAAAAUCUUCAACCAUGUUGGGGUGAUAAAGGCGCACAUUUACAUACUGGAGUUGGUUGCGACAUUUGUGGGAUGUUCCCAAUAGUUGGAGAUAGAUACAGAUGCAUGGAUUGCAAGAAAGAGAUAGGUUUUGACCUGUGUGGGCAGUGCUUCAACAGUCAUUCAAAGGUCCCUGGGCAUUUUAAUCAGCAACACACCCCAGAACACAAAUUUGAACUCUAGGAUUCAAACCAUUUUCGUAUAUUUCUGUCAAGAAUGCUAAGGGGCCAGACUCAAGAUCAUUUAC